This is a messenger RNA of Choloepus didactylus (southern two-toed sloth), 1542 nucleotides long. It is a transcript of the gene RIBC1, whose product is annotated as RIB43A domain with coiled-coils 1. The record is from RefSeq and is a predicted model, not a curated record. Bases 253 to 1392 code for a protein of 379 amino acids. Lineage: Eukaryota; Metazoa; Chordata; Mammalia; Pilosa; Megalonychidae. The transcript is spliced from 7 exons.
GUCUGGUGGGGAGGUUUUGUUGAUCCGUUGCCAGGGCGCGAGCUUACGGCCGGCGGUUGGGCCCCGCCCCCUUUAUUGUUGCGGUGGCAACAAAAACCGCUGCCACAGCGGAAUAAGUCAUAGAGCUGGCGGUACCGAGAGGAUUCAGAGCGGCGUUUGGGAUCCGAGGAGGCAGGCGGGCCAGGAGCCCACGCUUGCCGAGAAGAGUCAAAACUCAACAGCAGGGUUAGGCUCCGCAGGACAAGAGUAAGGAUGUUUAAGGUAAACCUGUCAUCAGAUUCCAAGGAGGCAGCAGUCAUUGAAUCUAAAAGAAAUCGAGAAAAGGAACAGCAGAGCCGAUUCUUCAAUGUGCGGAACCGAGUCAUGGGGGUGGAUGCUGAAGCACUGAACAGCCAGGUGGAAGAUCGAAAACUUCGGGAAGCAACCGAGAGGAGCAGGGAGGCAGCUUAUGGUACCAGCCAGGUGCAGUAUGAUUUGGUAGCCCAGAUGCUCGAGAAGGAACAGGCAGAACGCACACGUCGACUAGCUAAGAAAGUCCAGGAAUUUCGGAAGCAGAAGCAGCAACUUAAGAACAGACGUGAAUUUGACCUCUGGGAUCCAGACCAACUCUGGAAGGAGUUUCCAGCUCGCCUCAAUGACAACGAUCCCCACUGUGGCCCAGCCAGCCUGCAGUGCUUCUCUGGGGAGGACCUGGACAGGACCACAUGCCUGAGAAUGCAGCAGGACCAGUUGAGAUACAACCUGGAAAGGCAGCUGCAUGAGCAACAGCAAGCCAGGGCUGAGGAAAAGUGUUCAGAUAUGCUCAGUGACCAGCUGCGCCUAGCCAUGGACAUGCGGGCCACCCACCUGGCCAAGCUGGAGGAAUCCUGUCGCAUCGCCAUGAUGUCUGCCAUGGCCAAUGCCAACAAAGCCCAGGCAGCUGAACAGGCUGAGCCAAAGCGCCUUGAGCAUCAGCGCACUCAGGAGGCCAAUCUCAUGGAGAUCCAGAACCAGAUCACAAGUGAUCUACUAACCGAGAACGCCCAGGUUGCCCAACGCCCUCUAGCACCCCAUCGACUCCCACCCUAUUGCUGGAAGGGCAUGACUACAGAACAGCGAGCCGCCAUCAGGAAAGUCCAAGAGGCACAGCACCGUGAAAAAGAGGCACAGCGCCAGGCUGAACAAGCACUGGAUGCCGAAUGGGAAAGCCAGACCAUUCGCUCAGCACAGGCGGCCCUGGAGCUGGAGCAGCAGGAGAGGGAACUCUGUGCUGAAUUUCGGAGGGGGCUUGGUUCCUUCAACCAGCAGCUGGCUAAGGAGCAGAAGGCCCACCAAAAUUAUUUGAAUUCAAUAAUCUACACCAAUGAACCUACAACUCAGUAUCGCCUACCGUUCAACACCAGCAGCCGUUGAGCUCAGCAUGGUCCACUCCCCCUUCUUUCCAUCAAGCUUACAAUCAAGAGGAAAAUGCUGCAUACCUUCAGCCCCAUCAAUUUCCCAGUAGGAGGGAAGUGAUCCAGUACCCCCACAAUCUGUCCUAGAUAAUAAACUUACUGAAAUCAA